GGCCGGCCGCGGGCUCCGUGUCCGGGCCCCGCGUGAGCGCGCGCGCCCAGCCCGAGCCGCCAGGGCAGCGACCGGAGCGGAGAGGAGCGGGAGCGCUCUGCCCCGCCCGGGAGUCCCCGCCGGGCCUCCGAGCCGGAGUUUCAUUUUAGCUGGUGGUUUGUAUCAUUAUAGAGAACACUGAACUUUGAAAAAGAUGUUGGAAACCAUAGAUAAAAACCGUGCCCUGCAGGCAGCAGAGCGCUUGCAAAGCAAGCUGAAGGAACGUGGGGAUGUAGCGAAUGAAGACAAACUGAGCCUCCUCAAGUCUGUCCUGCAGAGUCCACUCUUCAGUCAGAUUCUGAACCUUCAGACUUCCCUGCAACAGCUGAAAGACCAGGUAAACAUUGCUACUUUGGCAACUACAAAUGCUGACCACGCCCACACACCUCAGCUCAGCUCUGCUAAUCUGCAAAGUGAAUCACUUUUGCUGUCUCCAAAUAAUGGGAACUUGGAAGCAAUUUCUGGACCACCUGUCAUGGAUGGGAAGCCUGCUUGUGAUGAACUUGAUCAGCUCAUCAAAAACAUGGCCCAGGGUCGCCAUGUGGAAGUAUUUGAGCUGCUCAAGCCUCCAUGUGGAGGCCUUGGGUUUAGUGUUGUUGGCCUCAGAAGUGAAAACAGGGGAGAGCUGGGGAUAUUUGUACAGGAGAUUCAAGAGGGCAGUGUGGCCCACAGAGAUGGCAGACUUAAGGAGACUGACCAGAUCCUCGCCAUCAAUGGCCAGGCCCUGGAUCAGACAAUCACACACCAGCAGGCCAUCAGUAUCCUGCAGAAGGCCAAAGACACUGUGCAGCUGGUUAUCGCCAGAGGCUCCUUGCCUCAGAUCUCCAGCCCCCAAAUUUCCCGCUCUCCCUCUGCAGCCAGUACAAUUUCAGCCCAUUCAAAUCCCAUUCACUGGCAGCACGUGGAAACUAUAGAACUGGUAAAUGAUGGAUCCGGUCUGGGAUUUGGCAUCAUAGGAGGAAAAGCAACUGGUGUGAUUGUCAAGACCAUUCUGCCCGGAGGAGUAGCAGACCAGCAUGGGCGAUUGUGCAGUGGAGACCACAUUCUAAAGAUUGGAGACACCGACCUGGCAGGCCUGAGCAGCGAACAAGCAGCACAAGUCCUCAGGCAGUGUGGGAAUAAAGUUAAGCUGCUGCUUGCCAGAGGCGCUAGAGAAGAGUCUGCAGCGCCCUCCUCCUUGGCCAUCGCCCUCUCCCCUUCCCCGUCUCCUGCACCAGAGAUGCGAGUUGAUGCAUCUACUCAGAAAAGUGAAGAAAGUGAGACGUUUGAUGUGGAACUCACUAAAAACGUUCAAGGAUUAGGAAUUACCAUUGCUGGUUAUAUUGGAGAAAAAAAAUUAGAACCUUCAGGAAUCUUUGUGAAAAGCAUUACAAAAAGCAGUGCCGUGGAACAUGAUGGAAGAAUCCAAAUUGGAGACCAAAUUAUAGCAGUCGAUGGUACUAACCUUCAGGGUUUCACCAAUCAACAAGCAGUAGAGGUGUUACGUCAUACAGGACAGACAGUGCGCCUGACAUUGAUGAGGAAGGGAACAAGACAGGAAGCGGAGAUCACAUCCAGAGAAGACACCUCAAAAGAUGUGGACCUCCCACCUGAAAAUCAUGAAAAAGAUGAAGAAUCUUUAUCAUUGAGAAGAAAUGCCAGCAUACUGCCAAUUGAAGAAGAAGGGUACCCUUUGUUGUCAGCUGAGCUGGAAGAAGCUGAAGAUGUGCAGCAAGAGGCUGCUCUGCUAACAAAGUGGCAGCGGAUUAUGGGAAUUAAUUAUGAAAUAGUGGUGGCUCAUGUGAACAAGUUUAGUGAGAACAGUGGGCUGGGGAUCAGUCUGGAGGCGACCGUGGGCCACCACUUCAUCCGCUCUGUUCUACCGGAAGGCCCCGUGGGACACAGUGGGAAGCUCUUCAGUGGAGAUGAACUACUGGAAGUGAAUGGUAUAAAUUUGCUUGGGGAAAAUCAUCAAGAUGUGGUCAAUAUUUUAAAAGAAUUGCCUAUAGAUGUGACAAUGGUGUGCUGCCGUCGAACUGGGCCACCCAGCACCUCAUCAGAAUUGGAUAGCCUGGAUAUAGCUGAUCUUGAACUAACAGAAAAGCCUCAUAUCGAUCUAGGAGAGUUCAUCGGGUCCUCCGAGACAGAGGAUACCAUGCUGGCCGUGCCUGAUGUGGAUCAGAAUGUGGAGGAGGUCCAAACACCGCUGGCCAUGUGGGAGGCUGGCAUUCAGUGCAUAGAGCUGGAGAAAGGAAACAGAGGCCUUGGCUUCAGCAUUUUAGACUAUCAGGACCCCAUCGACCCAGCAAGCACCGUGAUAGUCAUUCGUUCUCUGGUACCUGGUGGCAUUGCUGAAAAGGAUGGCCGACUUCUUCCUGGAGACAGACUCAUGUUUGUCAAUGACAUUAACCUGGAAAACAGCAGCCUUGAAGAGGCAGUGGAAGCCCUGAAGGGAGCGCCCUCAGGGAUGGUGCGGAUAGGAGUGGCCAAGCCUUUGCCUAUUUCACCAGAAGAAGGAUAUGUUUCUGCUAAGGAGGAUACCUUUUUCUGCCCACCACCCUCCUGCAAGGAGCCAGGCCUGCCUGACAAAGCCCUCUUCAGGGCCGACUUGGCUCUGAUAGAUGCAGCUGAUGCCGAGUCAGGAGCUGAAUCAAGAUUUGAGUCUCCAUCGUCUCCCGAUAACGACAGUGUCUACUCUACUCAAGCUUCUGCCUUAUCUCUUCAUGAUAGCAGUUGUAGUGAUGCCAUCAACUACGGCCCCUCCCUCCCAUCAUCUCCUCCCAAGAAUGUGGCUGACAGUCCUGACGUAGUACUUGGUCUGCAUUUGUCCCUGGAAGAACUGUACACGCAGAACCUCCUGCAAAGACCGCAUGCUGGCUCUCCUUCCUCAGGCAUGGGCACGGCAGCUACCCCUGACUUUGCCGUCAGCGACUACACAUCUGCAGAUGCUGCUGAACAGAACUAUGAAUGCGCAAACGCAGUAGCGUGGACUCGCUCACAGUUGCCAAAUGGCCUGCGCACCACAGAGCUUGCUCCUGCGCUGCCUGCUGUAGCUCAACAGUAUUUAACUGAACAGAGUUCUCUGGCGUCUGAUGCUGAGUCUGUGACCCUGCAGAGUAUGUCCCAGGAAGGUUUUGAGAGGACAGUUACUAUUGCAAAAGGCAGCUCCAGUCUAGGAAUGACAGUAAGUGCUAAUAAAGAUGGCCUGGGAGUGAUUGUGCGAAGCAUUAUUCAUGGAGGUGCCAUUAGUAGAGAUGGCCGGAUUGCAGUUGGUGACUGCAUUUUAUCCAUUAACGAAGAAUCAACCAUCAGUUUAACCAAUGCUCAGGCACGGGCCAUGCUGAGAAGACAUGCUCUGAUUGGACCUGACAUAAAAAUCACUUAUGUGCCUGCAGAACAUUUGGAAGAGUUCAGAGUAAGCUUUGGUCAACAAUCUGAAGGUAUAAUGGCACUGGACAUUUUUUCUUCAUAUACUGGCAGAGACAUGCCAGAACUACCAGAGCGAGAAGAAGGAGAAGGGGAAGAAAGUGAACUGCAGAAUGCAGCCUACAGCAGCUGGAGUCAGCCUCGGCGGGUGGAACUUUGGAGAGAACCAAGCAAGUCCUUGGGCAUCAGCAUUGUUGGUGGUCGAGGGAUGGGGAGCCGGCUGAGCAAUGGUGAAGUGAUGAGGGGUAUUUUCAUCAAACAUGUUCUUGAAGAUAGUCCAGCGGGCAAAAAUGGAACCUUGAAGCCAGGAGACAGAAUAAUUGAGGUGGAUGGAAUGGACCUCAGAGAUGCAAGCCAUGAACAAGCUGUGGAAGCCAUUCGGAAAGCAGGCAACCCUGUAGUGUUUAUGGUACAGAGCAUUAUAAACAGACCGAGGAAAUCCCCCUUGCCUUCCUUGCCGCACAGCCUUUACCCUAAGUACAGCUUCAGCAGCACUAACCCAUUUGCAGACUCUCUCCAGCUCACCACUGACAAGGCUCCCAGCCAGUCAGAAUCUGAGUCAGAGAAGGCUGCAUUGUGUGAUGUUCCUCCCCCCUCUCCUUCAGAGAUGGGUAGUGAUUGUGUGCAGCCAUCUGCAGUCCUAGAAGAUGAUGACAAAGAGGAUGAGUUUGGUUACAGCUGGAAAAAUAUCCAAGAACGUUAUGGAACUCUGACAGGCCAGCUCCACAUGAUUGAGCUGGAGAAAGGUCAUGGCGGUUUGGGCCUGAGUCUUGCUGGGAACAAAGAUCGAAGCAGAAUGAGUGUGUUUAUAGUGGGGAUUGAUCCCAAUGGAGCAGCAGGGAGAGAUGGCCGACUACAGAUUGCCGAUGAGCUUUUAGAGAUCAAUGGCCAAAUAUUGUAUGGCAGAAGUCAUCAGAAUGCUUCAUCAAUCAUUAAAUGUGCUCCAUCUAAAGUAAAAAUUAUUUUUAUCAGAAAUGAAGAUGCAGUGAACCAGAUGGCUGUCUGUCCUGGAAAUGCAGCAGACCCUUUGCCUUCAGCCUCAGAGAGUCCUCAAAAUAAGGAGGUAGAACCAAGUAUUACAACUUCUGCUUCAGCUGUGGAUCUCGGCUCACUUACAAAUGUGUACCACCUGGAGCUUCCCAAGGAUCAAGGAGGUUUGGGCAUUGCCAUCAGUGAGGAAGAAACACUCAACGGAGUCAUCAUCAAGAGUCUAACUGAGCACGGGGGAGCAGCCAAGGAUGGAAGGCUCAAGGCUGGAGAUCAAAUCUUGGCUGUUGAUGAUGAAGUUGUUGCUGGGUGUCCUAUUGAAAAGUUUAUCAGCCUUAUGAAGACAGCAAAGACAACUGUAAAGCUGACUGUUAGAACUGUGAAUCCAGGUUGCCAAGCUGUUCCUUUAGCAGUUGCUGCAGCCAAUGGAGAAAGGAAAGACAGCUCCCAGACUCCUGCAGUCCCAGCUCUGGACCUGGAACCCAUCCCAAGUACAAGCAGGUCAUCAACACCAGCAGUUUUUGCUUCUGACCCUGCCACCUGCCCCAUCAUCCCCGGCUGCGAAACAACAAUUGAGAUUUCCAAAGGACAGACAGGACUGGGACUGAGUAUUGUUGGGGGUUCAGACACACUGCUGGGUGCUAUUAUUAUCCAUGAAGUUUAUGAAGAGGGAGCAGCAUGUAAAGAUGGAAGACUGUGGGCUGGAGACCAGAUUUUAGAGGUGAAUGGGAUUGACCUGAGAAAGGCUACACAUGAUGAAGCCAUCAAUGUCCUGAGACAGACUCCACAAAGAGUACGGCUGACACUCUACAGGGAUGAGGCCCCAUACAAAGAGGAGGAUGUGUGUGAUACUUUCACCAUUGAGCUGCAGAAGAGGCCUGGCAAAGGCCUUGGGUUGAGUAUUGUUGGCAAAAGAAAUGACACUGGAGUAUUUGUGUCAGAUAUUGUCAAAGGAGGCAUUGCUGAUGCCGACGGGAGACUGAUGCAGGGGGACCAGAUUUUAAUGGUGAAUGGAGAAGAUGUCCGCAAUGCCACCCAGGAAGCCGUCGCCGCCCUCCUAAAGUGUUCCCUAGGCACGGUAACUCUGGAAGUUGGAAGAAUCAAAGCUGGUCCGUUCCACUCAGAGCGGAGACCUUCUCAAAGCAGCCAGGUGAGUGACAGUAGCCUGUCAUCCUUCACUCUCCCACUUUCUGGAAUAAAUCCAUCAGAAUCAUUGGAAAGUAAUGCAAAGAAGAACGCAUUAGCAUCUGAAAUUCAGGGAUUAAGAACAGUCGAAAUAAAAAAGGGGCCUGCUGACUCACUGGGAAUCAGCAUUGCUGGAGGAGUGGGCAGCCCACUUGGUGAUGUUCCUAUAUUUAUUGCAAUGAUGCACCCAAAUGGUGUUGCAGCUCAAACACAGAAACUCAGAGUCGGGGAUAGGAUUGUCAGCAUUUGUGGCACAUCCACUGAGGGGAUGACUCAUACGCAAGCCGUUAACUUGAUGAAAAAUGCCUCUGGCUCCAUUGAGAUGCAGGUAGUUGCUGGAGGAGACGUGAGUGUGGUCACAGGGCAUCAGCCAGAGCGUGCCAGUCCUUGUCUUGCUUUUACUGGGCUGGCAUCAAGCAGUAUAUUUCCGGAUGAUUUAGGACCUCCGCAGUGUAAGACCAUCACACUAGACCGAGGACCAGAUGGCUUAGGCUUUAGCAUUGUCGGAGGCUAUGGCAGCCCUCAUGGAGACUUACCAAUUUAUGUUAAAACAGUGUUUGCAAAGGGAGCAGCCGCUGAAGACGGCCGUCUAAAAAGGGGCGAUCAGAUCAUUGCUGUCAACGGGCAGACUCUAGAAGGGGUAACCCAUGAAGAGGCAGUUGCCAUCCUUAAGCGGACAAAAGGCACUGUCACCCUCAUGGUUCUCUCUUGAACUGGCUGUCAGAGCUGAACCAGCUCACCUCCGACUGUAACAGAGUGAAACUGCCAUAUGGACUUCCUAUGCUGUGCUCUUUGGGGGAAGACGAACAUUUAGUGAUUUGUUACUGACAACCAAACAUUUUUUUUCUUUCCCCUUGUAUUUCAUGGGUCCUAAACUCAGAGAAGGAAUUUUUGUAUAAGUCAACCUCAAUUUAUAUUUUGAAGCUAUCUAACAAUUUAUUGUCACAUGGACAAAAUUUUCAUAUGUUCAUCUUGUUAGUAUGGAAACAAGAUAAUUCAAAGCUAACCAAAAGAAAUAGCUUCAGAAAAUUAGGAUUAAAAAGUGAAAAUUUAUGAAGAAGAAGUGGAAAAGGAAGAAGAAGAAGAGGAGGAAAUAGUAGUAGUCGUCUUGAGUUUUAUAGAAGUGCCCCAAUCCUGCAGUCCAAAAAAAAAAAAAAAAUUCACAAUAAUUUUUAAUAGUCUAAUGUUUUAAAAUUGUGAACAUUGCAGCAUAUUGGGUGUGUUUCCCUGUAAUGUGUAUUUUUUCUGCUAAAAUUUUUAGCAGUCUUCUUAAGCUUUAAAAAGAAACUGCGUUUAAUGCAUAUCUUGGUGUUCAUUUUCAGGUUUUGACCUGCUAUGUUUCAUGUUGUUUCAUGUUUCUUCAUGUUUCAUGAAGUAAAAUAAUGAUACUAUCCUGUGUUGGCUGCAGUUAUUUUAGAAAACAGCUAUCUAACUGUGUAAGACAUAGGAGGAGCCCAGAACCUUCUAAUGCUGAUUUAACAGACUGAUACAACAUUGAAAAUAUGUUAGUGUACUGUGCUAUUGUUUUUCCAUUAGUAUUAAUCUUAAUGGCAUAGAAAGACGCAAUUGGUUAGUAAUUGUUUUGGUUGUAUGCCAUUAAUAAAUUGACAGAAAAAUUAAGGGGGUUAAUGCAACUUCAUUUCAUUGCCUUAGAUUAACAUCUCAUAAUACAAUAGUUUAAGACUAAGGGAAACAGAUGGAGCUGUUUACUGAGACAACUGGUGAGGAAUCAUCAUGUGUUCAAUCCCUUUUUAGAGCGUGAAACUCCUACAUUAGAAUAUAUAAAGUCACUUUAAAUAUUAUCUGUAUUUGUACCAGAAGUAGUGUACAUAUCUUUUAUUAUAGCAUUCUUGUGCAAAUGCAGAACUAAAGUGAAUAAAUAAGUUUCUGUGGUGUACAACAAACAA
Meriones unguiculatus (Mongolian gerbil) is the source of this 7523-nucleotide messenger RNA. RefSeq names its product multiple PDZ domain crumbs cell polarity complex component (gene Mpdz). The record is from RefSeq and is a predicted model, not a curated record. NCBI's taxonomy places the organism in Eukaryota, Metazoa, Chordata, Mammalia, Rodentia, Muridae. The coding region runs from base 194 to 6328 and encodes 2044 amino acids. Gene Ontology annotation, molecular function: protein binding. The transcript is spliced from 47 exons.